Molecule: messenger RNA, 906 nt
Organism: Penicillium brasilianum
Lineage: Eukaryota; Fungi; Ascomycota; Eurotiomycetes; Eurotiales; Aspergillaceae
Source: the annotation of a GenBank genome assembly
AUGACGGUGACCACACAUCCCAGAGAUCCUCCUCCAUUGGGAGAAUUAGCUGCUAUCAUCCAACGGUCGCUCCUGGCCAAUUUUGCCAGUGCCUCCGUGAGCGUUGUGGAAUGUCCCGACCUUCGCCAGCCCCCAUUCUACCUGGCCAGCUCUGGUCUAUCAGGGAAUCCAUGCAUCGCUGACGUUGGCGGCCAAGCUAAUCUCUUUCCACGUCCCAACUUUGACGCCAAGUUCAACCUUCGCUCACUGGCCAAAGACAUGCAGAUGACGGAGGGAGAAGGCGGAUUCUUGAUUGGUGCCGGCGCAGCACCCUUCCACGACACUGGCUAUAAUGCCGAGCUCGCAGUGAAUCUUUACACUCCGCCUGGACCUCACGUGGGGACUGGUGACCCAGAUGUUGAUCAAGUAAGGAAUGGGUCUCGCAUUAUUCAAGUCAACCAGGACGGUGAUACGGGACCAGUUCUCAAGAUCACGGCUCGAGCACGGACAGGUGACAAGAAUUUUACCAAUUGCAUUCGGCUUGGCCUAGCAGAUCACUACGGUAACUCGAGACCUAUCAGCCUUGGCGGGGUAUUUCUUUUGAAGGCGGGCAAGGCCAAGUUCCACAUCAUGCCCGACUUUCCCCAGGAGGAUAAUUUGCCAUUCCAAGAUCGUGAACAAUUGGAAAAGAACUGGCUUACGUAUCAUGACUUUGAAGCUCCUGUCAUUUGCUUGAGUGUGAUGCAUAGCUCUGAUCCGGAAGGAUUGGGGUUGCGAAUGGAGCAUACGCACUGCUUUGAGGCAGAUGGUAAUCGGAAAGGAGGGCAUUAUCAUUAUGACUUGCAGGAAGGGGGCGAGGAAGUUGAAUAUGAAGCUUAUCUGAACGUUGCUUCGACUGUUUACCGGAUUGAUCGGCCAGGAGUUUGA